AUGGGCCGCUCUCGUGCCCCGGCGCUCCCCCGCGCGGCUCUCCCCGUCCGUCCGCGAUCCUCCGGGGACCCAGCUUCCGCGCCGCUGCUCACCUCGUCGGUCCCCGCGCCCGUCCGUCCGUCCGUCCGUCCGCAGCGGCGUCGGGAGCUCCCCGCCCGCUCCCGGCUGGGUGUCCGCGAGAUGCCCCGGAGCGCGCAGGACCGGAGCCGGGCGAGUGCCCGCCGCGCCCCGGGCAGCGCCCGCGCCGUCGCUCGGCCCGCGCCCCCGGAGCUGUGCGCCGCGCCGCCCCGAGCGAGGCGAGGCGAGGCGAGGCGAGGCGAGCGGCCCCCGCCCUGGGCCGGCCUUUCCCAGAACCAGCCCGCCCGCCCGCCCGCCCGCCGAGAGGCCGCGAGCGCCGCCGCGGGACGCCCGGCAGCCGGCGGGGGAGCGGCCUGGGCCGGGCCCGCCCCCGACUCGGCGGCGCGGGGAAGGCGGGCGCGCGGAGCCCUGGGGCCCGACACCCCCCGCCCGGGCCACCCCGGCCCGGCCCCUCGAUGGAGCCCGGCGCCCCCACCCACUACCCCCUCCCGGGAGCCCCCUGCAGGCCCGGGCCUGGGAGUGGGGGAGCCAGUGAUGGGGGUGGGUGGGCGGGAACCAGCUCUCUCGUUGGCAAUCUUGGAAACUGAGGCCCAUAGCGCUCAAGGACUUGACCAAGGUCAUCCUUUGUAG
Messenger RNA from Jaculus jaculus (lesser Egyptian jerboa), 708 nucleotides. RefSeq names its product translation initiation factor IF-2-like. The record is from RefSeq and is a predicted model, not a curated record. NCBI's taxonomy places the organism in Eukaryota, Metazoa, Chordata, Mammalia, Rodentia, Dipodidae. Bases 1 to 708 code for a protein of 235 amino acids. The transcript has a single exon.